Balaenoptera ricei (Rice's whale) is the source of this 1918-nucleotide messenger RNA. RefSeq names its product collagen alpha-1(I) chain-like. The transcript has 4 exons. Lineage: Eukaryota; Metazoa; Chordata; Mammalia; Artiodactyla; Balaenopteridae. Bases 257 to 913 code for a protein of 218 amino acids. The record is from RefSeq and is a predicted model, not a curated record.
GGGGAAGGAAGGGGGAAGGGAGCCAGGCCGGAGAGAGGCUGCGGCGCGUGGCCUGAGGCGGAGAGCCUGGCUGCGGGGGUCUGGGCCAGGCCAGGCGCCGGCCUGACCCGCCUCGCCGGCGAAUGCAGGCCGGGCUUCCUCCUCCGAAGGAGGGUGGGGGAGGGGAGGGGGCUCGAGGCCCGGCGAAAGGGGGGAAAGGUGGUCCUGAGCCCCCCUCAGCCUUAGCUCGCAAAGCUAAUCCUGGCCUCCUGUGGAGAUGCCUCGGCGCCCUCCUACAGACCUGAAGGCACCCCUAGCCAGGACCCCGGGCCGGGCCUGGUCUAGCGAGUCCCCUCUUCUCCCCGGGAGCGACCGGCGGAGCUCCGGUGGAGGAAGAGAGGUGGAGACCUGGGAGGAUGCUGCCGCCGCCGCCGCCGCCGCCGCCACCACCGCUGCAGGGCCCCGGGCUCCUGCAGAGCGCGAGGCCUCCCUCACCAGGGUCCCUCCCACCCGCCCUCCCCGGAGCUCAGAAGCUCUCUUCGGAUGCAAGUGGGGAACCCAGUCCCGCAAAGGAACCGGAGCCCGCGGUGCAGAGGGGAGGAGCGUACCCCCAGGCUCACCCCUGGGGUCUCAGGACCCAGAGAGCGGAGAUCCACGCGGCCAGCGUCACCCACCCGAGCCUGGCGACAGGCGCGUCCAGGCGAGCUCCGCGGGGCCGAGGUGCCGGGAGAGCGGCCCCGGGCGCCCGCGCGCUGCCCGCCUAGGGAAACCCGCUCGGGCCAGGAGGAGCGGCGAGAGACGUCGGAGAGGAGAUGCCCUCGGAGAUUACCCCCUCCCAAUCUGCCCCUACCGCCCGGCCGGGCCCUCCAGCUUCAAGGGAUCCUGGCCCUCCCUCUGCCGAUACCCUUUUCUCCCCCGUAGAGAAAAACCCUGAUGGUAGCGAGAUAAAAAUUGGCCUGAAAAAUUGGGGUGUCGAUUGCUGGACAAUGACGGCUUCGAGGGCAGGGGCCUUCACGACCGGGAGAGGGAAAUGGGGGGAGGUAACUCCGUUCCGACCAGCAGACAGCAGAGGCGCGAAGUGUUCGUGUCUUCCUCUGGACACGCCGGAGAGCGCGGUAAAAUCUGUAGAUCUGCCCGGCUCCGAGGCGCCCACCCUCCGCCCUUCCCUCUCGCCAGGACUGCGCCCGGCCGCCGCCUCUCCCCGGCGGCCUCGGCUCGCGCUCGGCUCUCCGCCGCCUGCCACCUCGCGGACCCCGAGCAAUUUGUUAUAUAAAACCAAACAACAACCACACACGUGUGUCUGCACACCCGCAGCGACGGACACCCAGGGAGUGCUCCGCUCGAGCGCCCUGGGCCACGUUUCUUUCUCCUCCUUCCAACCGCCGCACCCCCUCACCACCUCUAGUCCCGGCUGCCCAGCGGCCAGGAACAAAAAGUGGGGUUCGUACUCCAGAUCCGGGGCUUCCUUGGCCCGCUCGCUCGGUUACUCCCACCAUUAAGAAAAAGAGGUGAUCGGAAAUAUUUGGUCCGCACACAAAGACACACCACAAAAGGAAUGCACUUUUCUGUGCGAAAGGGCUGGAACACCGAGAAGGAGACCACACCUGAGCGCAGCCGAAAUGGUUAGAAUAACCGGCUGCCGGAGAGCACUGGGCCUUCGGACUCUGCCCCCACUACCUCAUCUGCAUCUCUAAUUGCCUGCUACCUCCCGCGGUUCCUGGCGCAAAGUGCCUUAACCUCCGGAAGAGGGGUCCUCAGCCACCCGGCUCCCGCGUACCUGCCCUUUUCCCAGGCCUCUCGGGGUGGCCCUGCGCUGCUGGGCGUCCACCCACGGGUGUCCACUCCCACCGCUUCACUGCAUCCCCCGACUCACCCCCACCUCCUGUAUCCUUGGCACAAAGUCAGGAUGAACAUAACAAAUAAAGCAAAAUGCAGCUUC